This is a messenger RNA of Rhineura floridana, 1723 nucleotides long. RefSeq names its product cell division cycle 37 like 1, HSP90 cochaperone (gene CDC37L1). The coding region runs from base 45 to 1052 and encodes 335 amino acids. Gene Ontology annotation, cellular component: cytoplasm. Gene Ontology annotation, molecular function: heat shock protein binding; protein-folding chaperone binding. The transcript is spliced from 7 exons. The record is from RefSeq and is a predicted model, not a curated record. Gene Ontology annotation, biological process: protein stabilization; protein folding. NCBI's taxonomy places the organism in Eukaryota, Metazoa, Chordata, Lepidosauria, Squamata, Rhineuridae.
CUUUAUUGUUGCCGGAAGUGGGUCGCAAACUAAUUUCCGGUGGGAUGUGUAACGGUCCUAAGUUGUACCGGAAGUCUGAGGAAGGGGAUUCGAUCCUGUUUGUCCUAAGCGGGAGAGGGAUGGCUUUGUGGCCUCCGCGCUCCCAUGAUUUGUGUGCGGAGCAGCAAGAAGACCCGUCUCAGACAAACGUUCAGAUUUAUGACGGGAUUGAACUGGCUUGUCAACAACAAAAGGAAUUUGUAAAGAGUUCUGUGGAAUGCAAAUGGAAUUUAGCAGAAGCCCAGCAGAAACUUGGCAGUUUAGCACUGCACAACUCGGAGUCCCUGGACCAGGAACAUGCCAAAGCACAGACUGAGGCUGAGGAGUUGAGAUGGAGAGAAGAAGAGUGGCGGCGGAAGGAGGAGGUGUUAAAGCAAAGGGAGAGGCAGGAUCUGUGGAAUACAGAUGUUGUUAGCAAGGAGGUAUUCAAUAAGAGUUUCAUUAAUCAAAAGAAAAGGAAAGAAAUAGAAGAAGAUGCAUCUAAAUCAUUCAUGCAGAAGCAUGAGCAGAAGAUUAGGCAUUUUGGGAUGCUGAGCAGGUGGCUUGACAGUCAGAGAUUUCUCUCUGACCACCCAUACCUUGUAUGUGAAGAAACAGCUAAAUAUCUCCUUUUAUGGUGUUUCCAUCUAGAAGCUGAACAGAAAGGAGCUCUGAUGGAACAAGUAGCUCACCAAGCAGUGGUGAUGCAGUUUAUUAUAGAAAUGGCCAAAAGCUGUAAUGUGGAUCCACGCGGAUGUUUUCGUCUGUUUUUCCAAAGAGCUAAAACUGGGGAAGAAGGCUAUUUGGAGGCUUUUAAAAAUGAACUUGAAGCAUUCAAAUCAAGAGUGAGAUUUUGUUCACAGUCUCAGAAUUUUCAGGCUAUACCUGCCCAGACUCCUUUGUUUCACCCUGAUUUGAAUUGUAUAGGAGGGUUUGCAUCUUUUCCACAGAAUGCAGAAACACUUCAGGGCUGCAGUUUGAUCUCAGUGGUACACAGAGACGAAGAAGAACCCAAAAUGAUGGAUACAGUAUAGUACUCCUAAGACUGAGCCCAAGUUCUCUUAUGAAAAAAAAGAGGAACAUGGCAACUUUCUUAGACUUAUUUUUAUGGGUGCUGCACUUUAUUUUGAGUGUUUGUUUUUUGGAGAGAGGCUAUUCCAGAAACGCACUUGUCUUUUUGUUGGAUAAUGUGCUGCUAUAUGUUUGUUUUUAGGAGAGGGGAAUUCUUGUAUGUUGCUGAAUGUGGAACGAUGUUCUCUGCUACUACUAAACCUUGCCUUUUUAAUUUUAGGAAUCAAAGUAUGAAAAAUAUCUGCACAGUUGCAAUGUUUACAGUUGAUUGAUUCUAGAAGGAAUCUGCUUUAACCUUAUUAGAAAUGCCCAUGUCUCACUUGGGAUACUAAAGAUCAUUGUAAUGCAUUCUGUUGCUUGCAUAGUUGGCACUCAAAUCUGAUGUUAUCAUGAAUAGCAAUAAAUCACUGGUUGCUAUCAACUUUGCAGAUCUGGGUGGCUCAGAUAAAAACACUGGCCUUUUAACUGUACUACAGGGAUGAAAUUUUUAUUUUCUAUUUUUGGAUAAGGACAUUUUAUAUUUUGUUUUGCCACUUGUAUAUCCUGACAUGUAAGUGGCCACAGUGUCUUAAGAAUGGAAUUAUAAACAGUAUUUUCUAGAGACACACUCACAAAUAAAACUCUUUCAAACAUC